AUGAGCGAACCAGCCUAUCUCUGCCUCACCCCUAUGUACAGGGCAUUGCAUCCCAUCGAGGCAGCCAUCUACAUCCGCGAGGCCUCGAUCCUUUCCAUGGCGUACAAUCCGUGCCAUCGUUCGACCCGCAGCUGGCCCCCAACCAGGCAAAACAGCAUCCACGAGGUCAUGCAUGAUUUGGUGGACUCCGAAUUAUCAGACCAGGACAGUUUUCCUUCCUGGAAGAGCACAAUAUCCAUCGACUCUCCCGUCCUAAAUGAUAACGAGGAAGAACACGGUACCACCCUCUUGCAGUACAUCUUGAACCGUUUUCCCGAGUCGGACCCCAACCUGAUUCUGACUUGCCUGAACCGUCGAGAUACUGACGCCGGCCCUCCGUCGCAUUCUAUGGACGAAUGGCUGAAUUCCCAAGCAGACUUUCAGCUCGUCGACCUCCAGAGCGAUAACGAUGACGACUGGUGCCGCUGCUCCAUUGUGUUCUUCGACGACCACCAGCAGUCCCGGGCUGCCAGCCCCGUGGGUUCGCUCCUCAAUAAUUACGACAGUGCGGACGAGUCCGUUGCGUCUUCGGUGAUAUCCUCCCGCCUUGCUUGGAAUGGAAGCCCAAGCAUUCUCACAAGGAACGUCGGCGGGAAUUUCUUGGAGCUGUCACCGUUGCACCAUCCCCUGUGCCCGUGA
Molecule: messenger RNA, 678 nt
Organism: Uncinocarpus reesii 1704
Lineage: Eukaryota; Fungi; Ascomycota; Eurotiomycetes; Onygenales; Onygenaceae
Exons: 1
Coding region: 1-678 (225 amino acids)
Source: RefSeq, a predicted model, not a curated record